Messenger RNA from Penaeus chinensis, 2309 nucleotides. RefSeq names its product retinoblastoma-binding protein 5 homolog (gene Rbbp5). The transcript has 10 exons. The record is from RefSeq and is a predicted model, not a curated record. Gene Ontology annotation, cellular component: Set1C/COMPASS complex. Lineage: Eukaryota; Metazoa; Arthropoda; Malacostraca; Decapoda; Penaeidae. Bases 61 to 1533 code for a protein of 490 amino acids. Gene Ontology annotation, molecular function: protein binding.
UCCCCUCAUUGUUUACAAAUUUCGCUGUUUGGAUUUGUGAAUGUCCUUCUUCCCCUCAGCAUGAAUCUCGAGCUUUUAGAAUCGUUUGGCCAGAACUACCCAGAGGAAUUUGAUGGGGCCCUGGACUGCGCAUCACUAGCUGGCACCUGCGCUUUUAAUAGACGCGGCACUCUACUGGCCGUGGGGUGCAAUGACGGCCGAAUCGUCAUAUGGGAUUUCUUGACCCGCGGCAUUGCGAAGGUCAUCAGUGCUCACGUUCAUCCUGUUUGUUCUUUAAGCUGGUCACGAGGGGGCUACAAGCUCCUUAGUGUUUCUACCGACAAUAAUGUCUGCAUAUGGGACGUCCUGAGCGGGGAGUGCGAUAUCAAGUACAGAUUUCCCUCACCCGUUAUGAAGGCCCAAUUUCAUCCACGCAAUGACAAGAUCUUCCUAGUUUGCCCCAUGAGACAUCCAGCGGUGCUCGUCAACGUCGAUGCCUCGCACAAGAUUGUUCCAAUGGAUGAUGAGGGAGACGUCAACAUUGUUGCCUCCUUCGACCGUCGCGGAGAGUACAUAUUCACGGGCAACAGCCGAGGGAAGCUGCUCAUCCUCUCCUGCCCAGAGUUGGAGGUCAAAUCAACAUUCAGGAUCGGCCAAGGAACCACAAGUGCCGCUGCCAUCAAGAGUAUUGACUUUGCGCGCAGAACAGAGUUUUUCCUUGUGAAUUCUGCUGACCGUGUUAUUCGCGUUUACGAUGCGAAGAAAGUCCUUAGGUGCGGGAAAGAUGAUGAUCCAGAACCUAUACAGAAGUUACAGGAUUUAGUUAACAAAACCAUGUGGAAGAAAUGCUGCUUCUCUGGCGAUGGCGAAUAUAUCUGCGCAGGCUCGGCCAGACAGCACUCCCUGUACAUUUGGGAGCGCAGCGUGGGAAACCUGGUCAAGAUCUUGCACGGUACAAAGGGAGAGAUGCUUCUUGAUGUUGUGUGGCAUCCAGUGCGACCAAUUUUGGCAUCCAUCAGCUCUGGGGUGGUGUCUGUGUGGUCACAGAACCAGGUGGAAAACUGGUCGGCUUUUGCCCCUGACUUCAAGGAGUUGGACGAGAAUGUGGAAUACGAGGAGAGAGAAUCGGAGUUCGACCAGAGCGACGAGGACAAGAGUGUUGAAAUGAGCCAGGAGAAGAAGGAGGAGGAUAUUGAGGUGGACGUUACAGCGAUAGAACCUGUAGCAGCCUUCUGCAGCUCAGAUGAGGAAGAUGACAGCAGUACCCUCCUGUACCUCCCCAUCUCACCGGAGAUUGAAGAGCCCGAGGAAGGUUGGGGACCAGAGGGGGCACCUAAUGAGGACCUGAACAGCAAGCGCUCGGGCGACUGCAAGGAGAAUAUAUCCCCGAAGAAGAAGAGACCCAAGACCUUUGAUGUUACCUUAGAGAAUGCACCCACAGAUGAAGUGCACCCCUUGGCAAGCAACAGACCGAAAGACAAGCAAAUGGCAGGGAAUAAGAAGGGAAGAAAUAACUCAAAAGGAGACUCUAAGAAGGAUAGAAAAAAACAUUAAAAUUACUUUUUAUGUGAAUAUAUCCUUUCGUGUAUUUAACUUUUUUCUGUAAUUGAUAUUAGUUUUAUAUGUAUAUAUAUUUUUUUUUUUUUACUAGUACUAUUAUUGCUACUAUAAAAUUUAUUUUUCUUCUUAGCAGCCAUAAAUAUUUUCCUUGAGGAGCAAAUAAACGGAAACAUUAAUGCUAUUGCUUCUCUCAAUAUUUUGUUUCCUUCUUACAGUUUUUAUAUAUGAUUAUAUAUAUUUUUUCUUUUUUCAUAAUCGCUGAAAAGAAAACAGGAAAAAUAUAUGUUCUAGGAAGAUGACUUGGCAGUAUUCUUAAUGUGAAUGUUUCAGUUCAUAUAAACAAUUUUUAUGUGUAUAAGUUGUAGCUGUCUUUUUCUUUUUCAUUUCGUCUUUAUUGCCACAGGAGGAAAAUUUAAAUUUCCAAGAAGAAAACACACAAAAAAAAACAAAAAAACAAAGAACAUUCAUAGCUGCAGCAACUGUAUGUAUUAGAUUUAAGACAACAUACAAAUACAGAAAUAACUAGAGUUCAUGUUUUCGUCACUUUUCAUACACGUAAUCCUUUUAUACCAGGAAAUACAAACGACCGGUGUCAUAGCCAAUGCCGAGAGUCCUAGUCACUGUACCUGAAUCAUCUGGACUAGAAAACCUCGGCAAUUGUGAAAUUAAAUGUGCAGUUGUAGGGUGAGCUUUCCGAGAAUGAACGUUGUGUACAUUUACUCUUUUCUCUGUAGGUAAUGCAGAUCAUUUUAAUACACUAUGGAAAGAAA